AUGGAAGCACCUUCGACGCCGAUCCGACAAGUACGACGCACAGCCAAGCUAAGGGGCCCUCAAAGGAUCCAAUCCCCAGUCACGCCCGACGAGAAGCCGCUCCGAAAGGCCAACGUCGAGACCAACGCAUCGAAGCCCGAUGCGAACCGCAUCAAGCGCACAAGAGCGCAAGAUGAUGACUCAGAGGGCGAUUAUUCAGAUACCAGAAAAAGAACCAGAGUCGUGGCCAAGAAUCUCCAGGGAUGUACCGUUGAUGGUGACGAGACGCAUAACCACAUGCAGGAGCUCGACCUCAUGCAGGGCUUCCCACCCAUAUCCACUGUCAACGAUAGACUUCUUAUACCAGCGAGCCUAAUUGACAUCAGCCAGCACGAUGGUCUUCCUCGUCAGCCCUAG
Molecule: messenger RNA, 396 nt
Organism: Microdochium trichocladiopsis
Lineage: Eukaryota; Fungi; Ascomycota; Sordariomycetes; Xylariales; Microdochiaceae
Exons: 1
Coding region: 1-396 (131 amino acids)
Source: RefSeq, a predicted model, not a curated record